AGCGGUCAUUCAAAUACUUGGACGACGCGGAUAGCCACACAUGGGAGGUGUCGGAAUCGGAGCAAGCGGUGUCUUGUGCGUCAUACACAAUCUGGAAAACUCUUCUGGAGGAUUUUUCUAACGGUGGCUCGCCGCGGAGCAUUGCACAGAAUAGAAAAAAAGAAACGAAAAACGGUAGGGGUUUGAUGGAGUUAUGGAUUGGCGACACAGACUACGAGAGUGCCAUUCAGCGUUUGCUGUUGAUGUGGGUCGGUGAUUGAAGGUGAUGCCUGAAGGUGUGUAACUCAAAGGAGUCUCGCACUAGGAUUAUCAUUUGGGCUUGCGUUAGGGUUGGAGAUUAGGUCAGGAGGGUUUGAGGAUGAACUCAACUCGGAUUGAUGCAACUUGUAAAUCCUGUUUUGGCAUAAGAUAUUGGCCGCCGACUUCGUCUGCUAUUAGAUGGCCAGUUUCUGUGAAUCAAGAUCUCAUCAGUGGCCCGCAGUGACGAGGAAAAUUUAAACGAGUAGUAGAAAAUUAGGGUUGAACUUGGAUGUUGGGAGGAGGAUUUGAACUGCAAGCGAUGGCUCAUGUGUGUGUGAAGCAGGAGUUGCGUUCACACGAAGAAUAUUUGAGUGGUCUAAGUGCAUGUUCGUGUAAAAUUUGUGGAUGACUUCACACUUCAAUUGAUACUACGGUCGAGUGAGCACGAAGUAUCGCACACGAUAUGACAGAGCGUGGAAAUUGAGUGGGAAGCUAUCUUCGGUGUUGCAAUUUUUUUGUCGGCAUCCUGUUUUAUGGCUUUGGCAUGUUGGUGAUAGAACAGGAUGCAGAAGCCAAGCAAGAGGUUGGAUCAGACAUAUCCCUCUCGGAAAGUCAUGAGCAAUGGUUUCCUGGCUAGCCAGAAGUUGGACAUACAAUCACCUGAAAUUGAGAAAGAAAAUCAUGAAGAGGGAUCUACCCAUCAUAAUGGUAUAUCCGAUGUUUAUCUUGCAACAAGAGGAAAUACUAGGAUUGGUUUGAAAGCAACCCGGAAGGAGUUUGCAGGGAAUUCCAGAGUGCCUUCCUUGACAAAAGGCGGCGAUUCUAAUGAACGGAGUGCGACGGAUAGCUGGCUCAACAGAUGUCGGCCUGGCGUCUCCCAGUUUGUUCCCACCAGAGGUAUAGGUCCCGGCUUGAAAGGCAAUAAAUCAUGUGAAUCAAUCAGGGCUGAGACUGCUGGUGGACCUAUUACCGACACCUUUUAUCAUCAAGUUUUCGAUGAUGCACUCAUCGAUGAAAGUGCGGAGAAGCGUGUUAUCCUUGAUGAGGACUUCCGCGAUUCAAAGAAGCAGAAGCUGGAUAGCAAUUCUGAGGACGCCUUCGUUGCGUGUACGCCGCUCAAAGAUAUCACCAACUCAAGGACAGGUUCUAUGUGCAGUUCUGACCAGCAACGUGAUCAACGAAUAACUGUUUCGCAGAGGAGCUUUUGGAUAAAUGACCACGAACUUUGUGCUACUGGUCUGCCAUGCGAUGUUACUCGAGAUCAAACCGCUGAGGAAGUGCAAUUUAUGGAAGAAAAGCAAUGUAUAUCUGGGAGAUGGCAGGAUGUAGACUGUAUGUUGAUAGAGAAAAAAGUAGAUGCAGCUCGUCACUUGGGUCUUUCAGGGAUGCCGUCGAAAAAGGAUGGGGAAAUUGAGGCCCAAAGAAGCUACGAAGAAUUUCAAAAUCGAGGCAAUACUCCAACAUUUGAAGUCGUUGCCAUGGAAGGUGUUUUCGAUCCUUUAGAACCUAUGUCACCACAAGGGCAAAGGAUACAAACACCGGGGGAAGUAGACACGGGGACUUUCAAGUCAGAUGUUCACUUAAAUGUGAUUCCAGAUAGUCCCGCUGACGAAGGAUGUCCAUGCUGGACUCCAUCUCCGGGCAGUUGUAAAAUUUUAGAGGAUCAACCUUCUGGUGUUUCGAAGCCUGGAGAAUGGCAAAGCAAUGGUUUGUCGUUCUCACCUGGAGAUGCAUUCUGGGAUGAAGCUUUUGAGGCUGUUAAUGGUAUUUUAGUUCCGAACUCUAGUAGACAACCACCGGAAAAUAGCAGUCCAGUGCGUCAAAUUUCGCUGGGCAUGGUUAAAGACAUGGGUUUGAUGAAAGUAAAUGGACGGUUUGAUAGCCAGGUAUUAAAAACCAAGGAAGUAGAACAGCUCAUUGAGGAUGUAAGGCAGUCUAUUUUGGAAGAGGAAAAUGCUGGUAAAUCCGUACUGGCAUCAGAACACGGUGCGGAGAUAGAUAAUAGUAACGACUUAACGAGGAAUGACGAAUUUGGUGGUUUUCCUUUACCGGUACGUGAACUUCGUCUCCGUCACCAAGAGAAUCUUCCGAAUGGGAACACUGAAGAACUUGUUAUUAAGGAGGUCCAUGAUUUCUCUCAUGUUAUUGCUUCACGUUCAAAUCCUUUAAGUCAAAUGCCUCUCAGUCUGAAAGAUGGUUUUUCUAAAAUUAAAGACCAAUCAGAAGCUUAUGGAGUUAGAGAUACGAGCCUAACUCGGAUACAGGAACAGGCUGACAGCAAUGUAUUUACCAAUGAUAGUUCACUCUCUAAAUCAAAAGUGAACCCAACUCCAUCAUUGCUCGCAACAGUACCACGCUUACAAUCGGUUGAGUCUUUGGCUGAAGUAGACCAAUUCACACAUUCAUCAUCAGGGGUUCCAUCAACAUCGUAUGAAUCACUAUCUGCUUUUCCAAAGGGAGUUGCAAUUGAAAGAGAAAAUGAGAACUUCGUGGUCUCGAAGUUGAAGACACUAUAUAAAUCUGAGCUCUGUAAAUGGCUUCCACCUGAAUUAUGUUCUUUCUUUGCCAAGAAGGGCUUAACAAAGCUGUACCAGUGGCAGGUGGAGUGUUUGCAGACGGAUGGCGUUUUGGAUGGCCGGAAUCUUGUUUACUGCGCAUCUACAAGUGCUGGGAAGAGUCUAGUGGCCGAGUUGCUGAUGCUUAGACGAGUUUUGUCAACGGGGAAGAAGGCAUUGUUGGUGCUACCUUAUGUCACUCUCUGCUCUGAAAAGGCAAAUCACCUUCAGGCACUUCUACAGCCGCUUGGUAAACAAGUUAGAGGAUUUUAUGGAACCCAAGGUGGUUCAAGCCUUCCCCAAGAUACUUCAGUGGCCGUUUGCACCAUUGAGAAGGCUAAUUCCUUAGUUAACAAGCUGCUUGAAGAGGGUCGACUAUCUGAAAUUUCUAUGAUUGUCAUCGAUGAGCUUCAUAUGGUUGGUGACAAAGACCGUGGCUAUCUACUUGAGUUACUCUUGACUAAGCUACGCUAUGCAGCUGGGUGUGGCGAUCUCACUUCAGAUUUUUCUGCAGAAGGCUGGACCAACUCAAAUAUCAAGUGGAGCACUGAGUUGCAGAUCGUGGGCAUGAGUGCCACGAUGCCCAAUGUGUCUGAGGUUGCUAAAUGGCUUCAGGCUGCACUGUAUCAAACUGAAUUUCGACCGAUUCCUUUGGAAGAAUUCAUGAAAGUGGGUAAUACUAUCUUCGACAAGAGCAUGGAAAUCGUUCGAAUGAUUAGAGAUGAUGCUGAUCUUGGAGGGAAGGAUCCUGACCACAUUAUUGAGUUGUGCCAUGAGGUAGUAAGUGAAGGCCACUCAGUCCUGGUGUUUUGCUCUAGUCGCAAAGGAUGUGAGACAUCAGCACGUCAUAUAGCCAAACAUCUACCUCCAUUUUCAGUCAUCAAGAAAAAUAGCGAUGGACCGGAGGAUGGAAAUGCAGCUGUUGAAGAGUUGCGGAGAUGCUCAGCUGGACUUGAUCCUGUUUUAGCAGACACAGUACCUGCGGGUGUAGCGUAUCAUCAUGCGGGCCUCACUGCGGAAGAAAAAGAUGUUAUUGAAACGUGUUUCAAGAGUGGUGUAGUGCGAGUACUUGUUGCAACUUCUACACUAGCUGCGGGCGUAAAUCUUCCAGCUCGUCGAGUGAUUUUCAGGCAACCAAAAAUUGGACGUGAUUUUGUGGAUACAACACGAUAUCGUCAAAUGGCAGGUCGAGCUGGGCGAGCUGGGAUUGAUACAAAAGGAGAGAGUAUCUUAAUUUGCAAGCCUGAAGAAGCAAAGCGAAUAAUGGAGAUGAUGAAGCAGGACUGUAAGGCCUUACAAUCGUGCUUGGCUGAUGACAAGAAUGGAAUGAUGCGUGCCUUAUUGGAAGUAGUAGCAAGCGGAAUGGUGAAGACUGCAGCUGAUGUGCAACGCUAUGUCCGAUGUACACUUCUGAAUGCCACGCAACCUUUUGAAGAGGUUGUUAAAGCUGCACAAGAUUCACUGCGGUGGUUGUGCCACAAACACUUGGUUGAAUGGGAUAAAAAUGCCGAAAUUUACAAUAUUACGCCCCUUGGUCGUGCCGCAUUUUCGAGCUCUCUUAGUCCUGAGGAGUCUCUGGUUGUAUUCGAAGAUCUUGCGAAAGCGAGAGAGGGAUUCGUUCUGGCCUCUGAUUUGCACCUGAUCUACGAAGUGACACCCACUUACGUUGAUUUGGAACCAGAUUGGGGUGUUUUUUAUCAACGUUAUAUGGAGCUUUCACCUAUUGAUCAGGCGGUUGGUAGCAGAGUUGGAGUGUUGGAAGCAUUUUUACUUCGAAUGGCUCAUGGUGCACCUAUUUUGCAACAUCGUACUGGUGUGCGAUCUCGUGGUGGCAAGGACGUUAAAGGGAAAGUAUCACCUCUUGCUCAGAAGUCAAGAUGGAAAAGUCCUAAUGGAGCUCAACUUCCAGUAGAUCAGUUGCUACGAAUCUGUAAACGAUUCCAUGUGGCUCUGAUCCUUUCAUAUCUGGUGCAGGAAGUGCCUAUGAUGGAAAUUUGCGAACGCUUCAAAGUGCAAAAAGGAGUAGUACAGGGGCUGCAAGAAAGUGCUGGGAGGUUUGCUGGAAUGGUUGCAGCUUUCUGCGAAAGAUUGGGUUGGAGUGACAUGGGAACUCUAGUUGACAAGUUCCAAAAACGAGUCUCGUUUGGUGUAAAAUCUGAAAUUGUGGAACUCACGGAAAUCCCCUUCGUGAAGGCGGCAAGAGCAAGAGCUCUUUUCAAGGCCGGGUUGAAGAGCAUACAUGCAGUUGCUGAAGCUACGGUUGACGAGCUCGUGAAUGCACUCUUUUGCAACUCGUCCUGGAAUAGUCAAGAUGACAAUGGCCCACAGUGGUCUCUGGUUGGUGUAGCCCGGAAGAUAAAGCAUGGAGCUCGACAAAUUGCAUUGGAACGUGCAGAAGAGUCUAGGGCUGCAGCUUUCUCAGCAUGCCAGGCUCUUGGUGUUCAAGUCAAUGCUGGUCUCGCAUUGCCUCUAGUUGGAGCAAUUAACGACGAAGCAUAAGCGCCUCCAGAGGCUUGAGCGGAAUUUGAAUUAAUUCUUCUGAUUCCUGUAUCAUGUGGUGAAAUGGAAACAUGGUCUUGGAGUACACAACGGAAGCAGAAGUUCCAGAAAGGUCGGUCAGCUCCGUGGUUUUGAAGUUUUUUCCACCGCAUUUGUCUAGUGGUAAUGUUCCACAAACUGGAUCUGGAGGCCCCUUCGCUAUUGCGUCGAUGCCAAGUUUCCAUGCCUGCUUAUCUCAGUAACCAACACAAACAGACGGAGUUUAUGUGGGCUGUGUGAAAGGGUAGCAGUCAGCAUUUUGUUAUUCAUUCAUGGAGUACAAAAUGUUUGUAGCAAGUUCUAUGUGAUAGCGUUUCGCUUCUUCAAAGGAUCCUGGAAAAUAUGAACUUAGAUUGAUUGUGAAUUUUGGCAUCUGCUUGUUAGCAAGGAGCAGGAUUAGCAUCGAUGGUAGGUUAUGAAACUGGCUAAUUUAUGAUCUCAAUUUUUUAGCUUCUCUGCAGUCAAUUUUUUCAGAAACUGUAAUAUAUAACUAGCAGUUAGUUGCAAUAAUCACUGUUACGUCCACAUUGAGAGGGUUUACCCAUCAUGAAUUUAUCUUGAGUAUUUAUGGGAUUCA
Molecule: messenger RNA, 5910 nt
Organism: Physcomitrium patens
Lineage: Eukaryota; Viridiplantae; Streptophyta; Bryopsida; Funariales; Funariaceae
Product: helicase and polymerase-containing protein TEBICHI
Biological process (GO): double-strand break repair; DNA-templated DNA replication
Molecular function (GO): ATP binding; DNA-directed DNA polymerase activity; nucleic acid binding
Source: RefSeq, a predicted model, not a curated record